Rosa chinensis is the source of this 840-nucleotide messenger RNA. RefSeq lists its product as uncharacterized. The record is from RefSeq and is a predicted model, not a curated record. NCBI's taxonomy places the organism in Eukaryota, Viridiplantae, Streptophyta, Magnoliopsida, Rosales, Rosaceae. Bases 47 to 481 code for a protein of 144 amino acids. The transcript has 3 exons.
UUUUAUUUCACAACUCAAACUCUCUCUGUCUCUCUCACUCAAAGCCAUGACCGACGUCGAGAGCCGGAACCCUAAUUUGGACCGUCCGGCGAAGCGCCGAGUGGAAGAACUCGAUGAGGACGAUUUGGGCAAAAGCCCUAAGCAGACGAAGCGCCGAAGGGAAGAAUUCGAUGAGAGCGCUGCUGGCACUGGGAAUGGUACAUUGUGGAACAAGGAGCCUCCAAUGGUAGAUGAUGGAUCUGCUGAUGGCUUCCCUUUGGUGCUGCCGCAAAAGGAAGAUAAGGGUAGCGGUGGCAACGAAGAUAGUGAUGUAGAAGAAGUUAGCUCUGCAGAAGAAGAUUCUGAUCCACCAGAGUUUAUACUAAAUUGUGGUGGUGGUCUGGAUGAGGGUGACUAUUUUGGAUAUUGUGAAUUAUGUGUCGACAAUGAAGUCUGCAAAGGUUGUGGUAACAAGGAUGGCAGCCCUGUACGUGAGGAAUAAUGUUUGAAUCCAUUGGAAUGUAGAAUUUGUGGUACCAGUUAGCAUAGGACUGAGAACUGUGCAUCUCGGCUGAUGAAUAAGUAGGGGAAGGAGCAGGAAGAAAGGGAGAAGAUGAUGCUUUCAAGGAGUAGGGUUGUGGUGGAUUAGGUGACUCUGGAUAUGUUGUUCCUCCAGCCGUCUAAUACGCAGAUUGAACUUUCCGAAUGUAAUAGGGGACUUUAUCUAUUAUCUAAUACUCUAAAUGACAUGCUUGGCAAAAUACAUUAUUUUACAUGAACUAGUUUGUUUUUCAAUUUUUCUGUUCAGGAAUAUUGGAUUGCCUGGGUGGGUAUACAAAGCUGUCAAACCAAAAUUGAACA